Messenger RNA from Pocillopora damicornis (cauliflower coral), 5307 nucleotides. RefSeq lists its product as uncharacterized. The record is from RefSeq and is a predicted model, not a curated record. Gene Ontology annotation, biological process: cytokine-mediated signaling pathway. Gene Ontology annotation, cellular component: external side of plasma membrane; membrane; signaling receptor complex. Lineage: Eukaryota; Metazoa; Cnidaria; Anthozoa; Scleractinia; Pocilloporidae. Gene Ontology annotation, molecular function: cytokine receptor activity; cytokine binding.
UGGCCCGUGGUCAACGUAGUCGCGUUUGCCACCAGUCCCAUUAGCAUCAGGAUAUCCUGGGACCCUUCGAGUCAUUCGGAACGUACCCCGGGGUUGGUGCGGGGACACCGGAUCUUCUUCACCAAAGCUGAAGAUAUUAUCAGCCAAACUGUAUAUGAAACUAAGUACGGUGACAAUAUAACGAACUAUGUCGUAAGGGAGAUGGCGUCGAGGAAUGAGACGGUUUUCGAUGCAAGAUUGACUACUUAUGACAUUAAGGGUUUACAGCCGUACACCAAUUACUGUCUGUGGAUUACAGUGUUCACUGUGGCUGAUAGUCCUAACAGCCGUGCUGUGUGCUUGUUGACAGAUGAAGACCUUCCUGUUGAAAGUCCAGUGAUUCACAAUAUGGUUUCACUCGAGCCCACCUCCUGUUCAUUUCACUGGACUCCAAUCCCCAUCUACCAACGUAAAGGAAUGCUACUGGGGUAUAGGAUUGAGUACACGUCUUUGAAUCACUCCACGAAUCCUUCAAAUGUUACAACAAGCUCCAAUAAAACAAACUUUGUUCUCAGUGGUCUAAAACCUUACACCAACUACUCGAUUAAAUUAGCCGAACUUACUUCAAAAGGCACUGGAAAUUACAGCAGCCCAGUCGAAUGUUUUACCAUGGGGGAUAAGCCAUCAGCUAGCCCCACGGGUCUCUCAGUUGAAUCUGCCACGCCGACCAGCUGCGAAGUGGCCUGGAAUGGUAUACCUAGACAGUUUGUCAACGGUGAACUGUUCAGUUAUGAAGUUUACGUGGUAAAAAAUGACUCCGCUGACCAAUCAUCGGCUGACGAACUCUCCAUUGUAGCGCUUGUGUGCCACAGUUCUCCCAGAGUGAAGAUCAACUCGCUACAUUCAUUUACCUCAUACAAUAUUAAAGUGGCUGUGCACAAUAACAUUGGCAGGGGAAAUUUUAGUGAAGCGGUUGAAUGUCUCACGAACGAAACAGCACCCACUUUGCCUCCACAAAACAUCAAAGGAUACAGCACAAGUGCGCAUAGCAUCAUGAUCUCAUGGGAUCCAGUCCCCGAGUCAGGAAGAAACGGUAUCGUUAGAGAGUACCGCAUAGAAUACUCGACGGAGGAUAGUAACAUCUUAUCAAUUUAUGUGCAAGCGAGAAUUGAAGUUAUGUGUAAAGAGCUACUCGAAUUGCAGCCUUUCUCGAAUUACACCAUAAAGAUGGCCGCCAAAACUGUUACCUAUGGUAACUACAGCGAGCCUAUCUUUGUCACCUCUGGAGAACUCGCUCCUACCACGUCACCGGAAAUCACCGAAUAUUACAACACCAGCGCCCGCAGUAUCUUUGUCAAGUGGAGUCCCCUACCAGGGCCACUAUACGGAGUCUUGCGUGGUUAUCGAAUCAUCUAUAAGAAUCUGAACGACUCACAAAGUGAAGAUCAAAAUAUAACUGUUGAUGCAGAUACAUUGUCCUCUGAAAUAAGAGAGCUUGAGAUCGACUCAAAGUAUAAAAUCCGAGUGUUAGCAUUCACAGUGGCUGACGGUAACGCAAGCGUACCAGUUGUGGUUUCCACGGACAGCAAAAUUCUCCCGCCGCCGGAUCGGGUUCCUGAAAAUUUAGGCCUGAGCAACAAAACUUCUACAAGCUGUGUUCUGUCUUGGGAUGGCGUUACAAACACGCACACAGACCCCGACGGAGCUGUAACAGGUUACUAUAUAUAUUAUAGAAAAGCUGGUUCCAAUGACACUUUUGAUGAGGUAGAUGUUACAGAAGCAAACAAGACGGUCUUUACUGUGGGAAACCUUGAAAAAUACGCCGAGUACGAGUUUCGCAUUGUUGCCUAUAACAUCUAUGGCAAAGGAAAUGCAAGUGAUACCUUUCAUUGCAAGACAGCGGAGGAUGCUCCGAGUUCCCCUCCUCGCAAUCUCAGGUCUGCUUAUGUCAAACCGCGGGAAGCAACGAUAGAGUGGGAUAUUCCAGCGGAGGAAGACUGGAAUGGGGUUAUACGGGGAUUUACCAUCAUGUAUUACAGAAAGGAUAAAGGGAAUUCCACGGCCGAGUAUAGGCGUAUACCACUUAGCGAGUUAAACGUACAGCUAACCGGAUCAGGAUCUGUGAGAAGAAAACGAGCCACAGACUUCUCAUGGACCUUGUCUGACCUUGAUGAAUACACCCUUUAUAGCAUCCGCAUUCUGAUGUACACCACUGGUGACAGCGAGUACAGUAUCCCUUUAGAGAUACGAACAGCAGAAGCAGCCCCGUCCUCUCCCCCCACGGGAGUCUCCGCCGUCAACAACGAAAGCUCCACGAGUUUACUAGUCACGUGGUCUCAAGUCCCGUAUGAGGACCGUAAUGGCGUUAUAAGAGGUUUUGUAAUCGCCUAUUGGUUAGUUGAUGAUCCAAGUAAUGUUCAGUACGUUAAUAUGUCCAGUAGUGCCUCAGGUGCUAGUGCUGACAAAAGAAGGAGAAAGAGGGCCUCACAUGAUUCCUUUGAGCAUACCUUGACAGGACUCAGAAUUUGGACCCGUUACCAUGUUAAAAUUGCCGCGUUUACAAUCAGCCGGGGACCAUUCAGUGAGCCUUACAUGGCUCGGACGGACGAAGGAGUCCCUUGUCUGCCACCACAAGACGUCACAUUCGAUGUCCCGGGUCUGACUUCACUCCUAACAAAGUGGAAACCAGUCCCUGAGCACUGCCACAAUGGAAUAAUUCUCGGAUACAGAGUCAAGUAUCGGCGGCUGGAUGGGGUCGAAGGGGAGAGGGUUGCAAACACAACCGCUGACAUACUAUACGCGUUUCUUUUUGAUCUGGAUACUUUUGCCAAUUACACCAUUGGGAUCGUUGCAUUUACAAGGAAGGGUGAGGGGAAUACUACUUUGGAUCUGGCAUUACCGGACAACCUGGGAACUAAAAGUACGCCACUGAACUUAACAGCGUACAACUACACCACAACUACCUCUGUUAAUGUCACGUGGGGACCAAUUGACGACGAGUUGAUACUGGGGAGAUUACUUGGUUACCGCGUGUUCUACAGGGCCGUGAGGAUUGGAGACCAGGAAGUUGAGGAGGGGGAAGAGCCAACUUACAACAUAACUGUUCGAAAAGAUACUUUUGAAAUUGUUCUUGAAGGAUUGGAUCCAUAUACUCGUUACCAGAUCAAAGUGUCCGGAUUUAGCCGCAUGGGGGAUGGACCGAGUGCGAUCACCGCAGGAGAUACUUGUCGCUGUCACAAGCGCCUGACCACCAAUUAUCGCCUCUUCCCACCAUACGUGAACCAAUUCCCAUUAACUCAUACUGGAAACAUUAGUGUUGAGAACAUGACAGGGAUGCUCCCUCAAAUCCUCAAUGACCUUAUAGUCACGUGCUGUCAGACAUGCGCAUCUCACGGAGAAUCGUUUGUGGACUUCAUGUACAACGGCACCAAUGGUGAAGCUAAGCAGGAAAGCGAAAGAAACAUGAAGCUUUUGAUUGAAGAUCGCAACGACCUCAGUUUUCCCGUAUAUGGUUGGAAGUGGCAAGAAAAUUACGGCUCAGAUUACCGCUACAUUCCUCUGUUGGAAUCUCCGGGCGUGGCCUUUAUAAUAAUCGAACCCGACGAUCGAAGUCCGGCGCAAAGAUUACUGGGUGAAGUAUUUGCAACUUGGCCCUAUUGUGUCAUAUCAUCGCUUCUUGCUGCUAUAGCUGGGAUUAUUAUAUGGUUUCUGGACACAAAGUACAACCCAGAAGAGUUUCCUCGCUCAUUUUGGCGUGGAUCGGGGAACGGGUUUUGGUGGGCCUUUAUUUCCAUGACAACAUUGGGAUAUGGUGACAAAGUUCCGUCAGCUUACUGGUCCAAGGUGUUCGCAAUUGUUUGGAUCCUAAUUGGACUCGUCUUGAUGAGCAUACUGAGCAGUGCUCUGACCUCUGCCGUUUCACUCUUCGUAGUUCAAAACAACCUUGUUCUGUACGGAACUAAGGUGGCAGUAAUUCAUGACACUCCAGAAUAUCGAUUAGCUGUGGCCAGAAAUGCCAUUGUGGAUAACGAACAUCCCUAUGAAACAUUUUCCGAAGUGUACGAGGCGCUAAUCAAAAAAGAAGUUCAGGGAAUGUUGAUCGACUCUUACGAAGCUGGAACUAAAAGAGAUCAAUUCAAAGACCCUCGGAUUCGUAUCCACACCAUAUUUGACUACGAGUCUACUUACGGAGUGGUUUUGGCUGGUAACUCGACCAGGUUACUGCAGUGCUCCAAAAGCUACAUGCAGAGUCACAAGGCCGAGAUGUUUGAGCACAUUGGGAAGUUUAUCCACGCCAUAAAGGAAGAUCGCGUCUCUGAAAGUGUGGAAACUGCGUCAGGUUUGUUUGAUCCGAAGAACACCAUGUUCAGGUAUCUUACGUACACUGCGGCUGGAGUCGUGUCGCUGGCAAUUCUACUGGGACUUAUAUUGGAAUUCAUACAAUGGUUUUCUGGGCGAAAGAAAGAACACCUCGGUGACCCAGAUGGAGAAAACACCAAACAUCUCCAAGAAAUGAGGACUUUUGUGGAAGAAUUUUAUUGUAACUUCAAGACAAAUUAUUCACAAAUGGCAAAGAGACAUCGUUCUCAGCUUAAGAGGCUCAAGACUUGUCCGCCAGACAUCAACGAGCGUUCUUCAAAGGCGAGUCGACCGUGGUCUAAAAUUAUCAUACCAGGUUUCUUUGUUAGCAAUUACGAUGGAGAGACGAAGUCUGCCGCUGAGAAUUUCUACGAGGAUCCUGAUGCCCUUUUGUACUAAGAAAAGAGAGGAUCAAGCAUUUAAUUAAGAGAUUGAGUCCGCCAGACUAAUCUCAUUCUUAGCCGGAGCAUUUCCUCCGUGAACAGAGACUUAGCGAAGUGCUGGAGAGAUUUUUUGCCCAUAAGUUCGAAGUUACAUUUGCCUCUGCACGAAAUUUUAGUCCGACAAUUCGCCCAAAACAGUAGGCUUCUUCAAAAUUGGAUGAAUUUUCAUCGGAUUCUCGCGAUAAACUAAUUUUUAUCAUUUUUCGACGAAAAGCCCGAGAUGCACGAAUCUCGCUAGAUUUCGCUAUCUUCAUUUUGCUCGAUUUGGAGAUAAUUUCAGAUCGUUUUAGUUUUUGGAGACCCAAAAAGGAUGAAAAGCCAUCAAUUUUGGUCAAUCAAUCAACUGUGCAUGAGAUAUUAUCAGCUGCUAUUAGUCUUUGUUAUUUAUUGAUGUCCCAUUGGCUCUCUGCCAAAACAUUUACCACUAUACAUUUCUUUUAGCAAGGUAAUCAGACAAAUUCAAUAAGGCAAUUCGCUGUGAUAAUUCAUCUGUAUGAAAAGAUUAAUAAAGGUUACUUUUGUCCCA